AUGAUUGGGUUAGUUGCUCUUUUAGAUCCUUUAGUGACUGUUACUUUAAAGAUUGGAGGAUGGUUGGCUGAUCCAAUUAAAAACCAAUAUGGGUAUCUCUUUAACUAUACAACAAACAUUAAGAAACUCAGAGAUGGAGUCGAGGAUCUUGAAAAUAGCAGAGCUAGUGUUCAACAAUCGGUUGAUGCUGCCUUGAGAAAUUUACAAGUUAUUAAGCCAGAUGUUUUGGCAUGGAUGAACGGAGUAGAUGAGUUGAAAAAAGAAGCAGAUGAAGUUUUACAGGCUUCUAGUGUUAGAGUUCAUAAAUGGCUCUGGUGUUUUGGUGGGCGAUUUCAUGAUAUUAAAUCGCGCUAUUCACGGAGUAGGAAGGCUGUGAAGACGAUGGAAUAUGUGCUAGAACUCCAGGAGAAGUACAAGUUCAACAAGGUUUCUGAUCCUCCAAUGCCAGUGGAAAUCACAGAUUACAUUUAUUUCAGUAAUUCUGAAGGUUUUGAAUCUAGGGUCUCAGUUAGAACUGACAUCAUGGAAUCUCUACAAGAUGAUGCCAUUUGUGUGAUUGGAGUAUGUGGAAUGGGUGGUGUGGGGAAGACAACAAUGGCAAAAGAAGUUGGGGUACGAGCUAAGGGGGAGCAUCUAUUUGACGUAGUUGUCAUGGUAGAUGUCACUCAAACACCCAACAAAAAAACAAUUCAAAGUAGUAUUGCGGAACAUUUGGGCUUGAAACUACAAGAAGAGAGUUUGUCGGUAAGAGCAGCUCGGAUAAGUGCAAGGCUAAAAGCGCUUACAAGGGUGUUGGUUAUACUGGACGAUAUAUGGACAAGACUCGACUUGGAGGAACUCGGGGUUCCGCUGGGAUCAGAUGGACAGCACCACGGUUGCAAAAUCUUAUUAACUUCAAGAAGUAUUAGUGCCUGUAACCAGAUGAAAGCUGAUAAAAUUUUCAAAAUAAGAGAAAUGCCAGAGAAUGAAGCUUGGCUUCUUUUUGAAAGAACAGCAGAAAGAUCAUUUCACCGAGAUCCGAGUCUUCAUCAGGUAGCUAGAGAUAUCGUGGAGAAGUGUGGUGGUUUGCCUCUUGCCAUCGUGACCAUUGCGAGAGCUCUUGAAAGCGAGAAAGACAAGUCUAUGUGGGAUGAUGCACUUCAGAGACUACGAAGCUAUAACCUCGAAGGAGAGUAUGCAUCUGUGUACUCAAGUCUUGAAGUUACUUACAAUUUUUUAGAAAGCGAUGAGAUGAAACAUGUGUUUCUACUAUGUUGCUUGUUUCCUGAAAGUCAUGAUAUUUCCAUCGAAGAUUUGUUAAGACUCGGGUUGGGACUAAGUUUGUUUAAGAAAACAGAUGGGGUUAGUGAAGCUAGGAUUCGAACACAUGCUUUUGUUCAGAAACUUAAGAAUCUGAAUUUAUUGUUGGAUGGAGGGGAUGAACUGUCUGUAAAACUGCACGAUCUAGUGCGUGAUUCUGGUCUUAAUAUUGCAUCCACGAACAAACACGUUUUUGUCGUCAAACAUGGUGAUGGAUUGCAGUUUUGGCCAUCUGAACUUACUGAUGAAUGCUGUACUUCCAUCUCUCUAAGAUGUGACGAAAUGUCUGAACUCCCGGAUAACCUCAAUUGCCCAAAACUCGAGCUUUUGCAUUUGGUUGGGGGCAACCAAUCAUUGGAGUUUCCAACAGGUUUUUAUGAUGUUAUGGCUGAACUCAAAGUAAUACUCUUAAGGGGAAUGUUAAUUAGAUCCACUUCUUUAUCACUUGAAGUCUCGAUCAAACUCCGAAAUCUAUCAUUAGAAUAUUGCACUUUUGACAAAACCAGCGACUUAUCAAUGAUAGGCAAUCUGGUGAAACUGGAAAUUCUAAGCUUUGUACACUCCGAUGUUAAGGAAUUACCCAUAGAAAUUGGAAAUUUAAGUCAACUAAAAGUACUCGAUCUCACCGGAUGUGGAGAUCUGUUUAAUAUAGCUCCUGGACUUCUGCAACGAUUGAUCCACUUAGAAGAACUGUACAUGACAGGAACCUUAGUCAGUUGGCCAGAUGAACAAACCACGACAUGCAUCAGAGAACUCAAUUCAUUAUCUUUGUUGACUGCCUUAGAGAUUGAAUUAUCUGUUUACGAUCUUCUACCACAUGACUUCAUCUUCAGAAGGCUUAAAAGAUUCAAGGUAUGUAUAGGGUUCUCUACCGAGAGCAAGAUGGCUCAAAACACACUGACAUUACGGCUUCCAGCUAGUUGGGAAGCUGAUGGAUUUGAAAUUCUGUUCAAUAGAACUGAAAUCUUGCAUUUGCAUGGUUGGCGGUUGUUAGCAAAUUCUAUUCUUAGCAAUCCUGAAAGUUCGAAUUUCUUGAUGUUGAGAAACUUAAAGCUAGAAUCUUGCGAUAUGUGCCAUUUGACAGAAAUAUGUCAUGGCCAGUACCAUGAAACGGCUGUGGGAGAAAUUACAAUAGAUGAACCGGAAACAUCUUGGAAACCUUUGUUUAGGAACCUACAUGAUCUUGAAAUCGUGCGCUGUGUUAAUUUAAGAAGUAUUUUCUCGCUCAACGCCCCAACAGAUUUUCUUAAGCUUGAAAACCUCAAGAUUACUGGGUGUGAAAUGAUGGAAGAAAUUUUCUUAAAAAAGAAGAGAGAUCAAGAUGAAAGAUCUGUUGUUGAGAUUGAGCUCCCAAAUUUAAAAUGCUUGAUUCUUGAGGAUCUCCCACGUCUCACUGGUUUUUCCAAAGAUGUUUCCUCACUUGUGCUUCCUCAACUGUUAGAAUUUCGGCUUCGUAACCUUCCCAAGUUUCAGGCAUUGAAUAUCGUAGAUGAAAAUCGAUCUUCCGCCAAUCACAGUUUGUUCGAUCAAAAGAUUCUUGCAACUACGCAACUAAAGGUUUUAUCAAUUUCCAAGAUGAAAAUGAAGGAGAUACAGAAACAUCUGCUUCCAGUCUCAUGUUUUGUCAGUUUAAGGGUUAUGUCAUUUUGCAAAUGUGACGAUCUAUCAAGUGUUGUACUUUCUGAUCUGUUAAGAAAGCCAAAGGGUCUCAAAUUACUUCAUCUUGAGGAUUGUCAUUUGGUAGAGAUCGUCUUCGAGAUACAGAAGCUGCUUACGGAAGGUCUUCCGGUGCUCAACAAUUUGAGCGAUUUGGAGCUGGAAAGUUUGCCAAAGAUGACACAUAUCUGGAAACACGGCCCCGAAACUUUCGUAGGGUUUCAGAACCUGACGAAACUAUCAGUAGCUAGCUGCCAUCAGUUAACUUAUGUACUCUUGCCUUCAAUAGCUACUAUUCUAGCUCAUCUCCAAGAAUUAUCCGUAACUGAAUGUCAAAGGAUGACAGUAAUUCUCAAGGAAGGAAGUCAGCAUGAGGCCAUCCAAGCAACAAAUCGAAGUGAUCAGCUUGUGUUCCCUCGUCUAAAAUCUCUAGAACUCAUCGAUCUCCCAAGCCUAAGGUGUUUCUGCUCGGAGUUGCAUGACUUUAUAUGGCCGUCGCUUGAGACGGUAUGGAUUGAUUGCUGCAAGGAGAUGAUGAUUUUCACUGCUGGAACUUCAAGCACACCAAAACUAAGGGAAAUUUGGAUUAAUGGAACAAAUCAUACGAUCGAAAGAGACCUUAACACCGAGCUGCAGUGGUUGCAACAACAGUUGAACGAUGGUGAUUCCAGUGAUUCUACCUUCAGAAGCUCGGUCAUAGAAUGAUUAUAUAUCGUCACAAGUCGGAUAUGAACAUCAAAAUCUCUACAGGACAGAUUUGUCGGAACACGUCAAAACUUGGUCGGAAAAACUACUACAUCAACGGUGAUCACCGUAGGCAAACAUUACCGAAGGAUCACGGACAACCUGUUAUGUUACCGGAGGAAAAAAUCACCGGAAGGAUUUCUAAAGACCUUUUACAUAAGAAUUUCUGAAGGCAUGACGGACAGGCGUCCUCAAGGAAAAACCAUCGAGUCAAAAACAGAUAUCCCAAUAGAUUGUUAGAACAAUCUUUAAGCAUACCAAUCUUAUUAUUCCAAUUAUCAAUAGUAAAUCAUACAAUUACAGAUAUUAAUAUACACAGUGAAGGGUUACUAUCCUUCAAACAAAAUCGACACAACUAUUCAUGAACAUGUAUGACAGUUAAUU
Molecule: messenger RNA, 4083 nt
Organism: Cynara cardunculus var. scolymus (artichoke)
Lineage: Eukaryota; Viridiplantae; Streptophyta; Magnoliopsida; Asterales; Asteraceae
Product: probable disease resistance protein At4g27220
Exons: 3
Coding region: 1-3660 (1219 amino acids)
Molecular function (GO): ADP binding
Source: RefSeq, a predicted model, not a curated record